Molecule: messenger RNA, 2203 nt
Organism: Oryzias melastigma (Indian medaka)
Lineage: Eukaryota; Metazoa; Chordata; Actinopteri; Beloniformes; Adrianichthyidae
Product: angiopoietin-related protein 7
Exons: 6
Coding region: 68-1609 (513 amino acids)
Source: RefSeq, a predicted model, not a curated record
ACCAGCUACAUUGAAUUUAAAUGAAAAAAAAAAACAGUUAUGUAGAGCAACUUAGAGACUUUCCAGAAUGAGAUGGGAAUCUCUGUUUCUGUUUUUUGUCUUACUGGCUGGCUGGUGUUUAAAAACAGUCCAAGGCGCCUCAGAUGAACAUGAUGCUGGGAACCAAGAAAACACUGGCACCAACUUAAACAAAAUAACAAAAAGGGAAUUAAACACUCGUAAACUGAGAGAUGUAGCUGGCACGGGCCUGGAAACAAACUGGAAUGUACCAUAUAUGAAUAAGGGCAACUAUGAGGAUGCAGACUGGCAUCCAUCUACCUCCAUCCAGGAAACUCGCUCCCACUUGACUCCCGAUGCCCCAGUAAUGGGGAGUGACAACGAUGUGGACAAAUUGAGCCAAAACUGGAACCAAACGAAUAAUAAUUCCUCAACACGGUGUGGGGAGUUCAGUAGCCAGCUGACGCCAAGCGGCCACUGUCGAUUGACGGCGACACUGCCUCCUGCAGAAACAGGUCAAAAACCUUGUCCAGAUAUGUUCCGCUGCACGGACGACAUUUCAUUUUGGCUUCACGAGAACCAGAACAGGAAGGAGCAGUUGAAAGAGCUGAGAGAAACAAUGUCGGAGCUGCAGGAGGAGCUGAGGAACCACCGACAUCGAGUCAAGGUUCUGGAGAUGCAGGCUGAGGACAGCAGUACCCUAAAUUCUACGUUUGAACAACGACUGCGUUUCCUCAAGCUGCGUCACGCCGAGGUUGAUCCGCUGCUCCACGUGCACGCCGCCUUGUUGUACGAGCUGCAGGCCCAGGUCCGCAACCUGUCUGCCUCCGUGCAACACCUGAACCGCAACACCGGCUGUACAAUCAAUGUCAUUAAAGCAACACCACCACUUGGCAUAAGAGACACACUUUCACCAGAUGCACGGUACUUGUCCUUCUGUCCGUCAGACUGCGCAUCUCUGUAUAUGAAUGGUGUUCAUCGCUCUGGCGUGUACACCGUCGUCAUGUCGCCGGGCACCACACUUCCUGUGUACUGUGACAUGGAAACUGAAGGCGGCGGCUGGACAGUGUUUCAGCGGCGCCGGGAUGGCUCGGUGAGCUUUAACCGCGGAUGGUCAGAGUACCGGGAUGGAUUUGGAGAACCGCGAGGAGAACACUGGCUAGGAAACCAACACCUCCAUUUCCUGACCAACCAGGGUCACUACAGCCUCCGUAUUGAUCUACAGGACUGGAGCCACGUCCACAGACAUGCCCUGUACCAGUCCUUCAGGAUCGACAGUGAGGAGGAUCAGUACCGCCUGCACGUGUCUGGCUUUAGUGGGACGAUGGAGGACUCCUUCGGCUGGUAUCACGACCAACACAGUUUCAGCACCCCAGACACGGGAAACAUCUGUGCUGAGAUCAGCCACGCCGGCUGGUGGUUCCACCAGUGUUUCUACGCCAACCUGAAUGGAUUUUACUACAAGGGUGGCCACUACUCUCUGAAAGCUCACAACCUGUUGGGCCCAGACGGCAUCGUCUGGUUCUCCUGGAAGGAUUCUGACUUCUACUCUCUGAAGGCGGUUACCAUGAUGAUACGGCCGCGCAGCUUCAGACCACGCCUCUCACCAUAACGAUGGAGAAUCGUCAGUUAUCACCUCAAAUAUGCUUGUUUUUGCCAAAAGUCCUCAACACGUUGAAACUAUCACCCAUGGCACUACAGCCACUUGUUUUAAGUUGAUAUUCUUUAUUGUGCAGGAUCCUGAAUCAUAGACCCUGUGGACUUUCUUCCAUCUCUACCAAAUACAGUUUUCUCCUUUAAACCAUCAGGAUGUGCAGACAGGAACUGUCUUUAGUGUUGUGGGUUCAUUGUGCUGCUAAAUAGUGCCACCACAGGCUUGAUUAUUUUACUUUUCUAAGUGACUUUUGUCUUUUUUACUUAAAUAAAACUCCAUAAAUCCCUUUUAAAAAAGCUGAAGUUGAAUUGUAAGGAGUGUAGAACCUCAGUAAAGUUUGGGAUGUUGGCUACUAGAAACCAAAGGAUACUAAUUUCAGAUCAAGUGCAAUGUUUGUAUUAAUACAGCAUCAUUUACCUCACUUACCAGUGUAAUGAAAUGCAAGGUUACAGGUCUCAUCUCUUAUCUUAAUGUACAUUUUUGUUACUGCAGACGUAUGUGACUUUAAACCACUAUUUUUUCUCCGUUCUAAAAUAAACUGGAUUAAUUUGC